Molecule: messenger RNA, 1555 nt
Organism: Phycodurus eques (leafy seadragon)
Lineage: Eukaryota; Metazoa; Chordata; Actinopteri; Syngnathiformes; Syngnathidae
Gene: acot8
Product: acyl-CoA thioesterase 8
Exons: 6
Coding region: 10-1026 (338 amino acids)
Biological process (GO): acyl-CoA metabolic process; fatty acid catabolic process
Cellular component (GO): peroxisomal matrix
Molecular function (GO): fatty acyl-CoA hydrolase activity
Source: RefSeq, a predicted model, not a curated record
UCGGGUAACAUGGCGGAAGAAAAAGUUGAUCGUCCCUCUGCCACUGAUUCUCCAGCAACAUCCAAUUCAAAGCAGUCAUCAGAAGAUAAAAACUCCAAGUCCGGCAGUUCUGCACUUGAAUACAACCCAGACCUUCGAAGCGUCCUUGUUACCAGCGUUUUGAACGUGGAGAAGCUCGACGAAGACCUGUACAGGGGGACACAUCACUGGGUGCCCCGCACUCAGCGCUUAUUUGGGGGACAAAUCAUUGGUCAAGCUCUUGUUGCUGCUGCCAAAUCAGUCAGUGAUGAUCUUUAUGCUCACUCUCUACACUGCUACUUUGUAAGAGCAGGAGAUCCUAAGGUUCCAGUGUUGUACCAGGUAGACCGCACAAGAGAUGGUCGCAGUUUUACAGUGCGCUCCGUGAAAGCCCUCCAGCACGGACUUCCUAUACUGAUCUGCCAAGCGUCCUUCCAAAUGUUACAGCCAAGCACGUUGCAACACCAGUUCACCAUGCCAGUGGUCCCUAAGCCUGAAGAGCUCCUUACUGCAGAGGCACUUAUCCACCUUUAUCUCAGUAAACCUGGCCUGGCUGAAACUUUAAAACAAGCUCUUAACAAACUGCUGGCAAUUGAAGUCCCAAUUGAGAUCAAGCCAGUCAACCCUCCACAGUUUCACAGGCUUGCUGGAGCAGAGCCAAAGAAACUGUUUUGGGUGCGAGCUAAAGGAUACAUUGGUGAAGGCAACAUGAAGUUGCAUUGCUGCGUGGCUGCCUAUGUAUCAGACUUUGCCUUUCUGGCUACUGCAAUGCUGCCCUACCCCACCUACAGGGUCAAGUUCUCAGCCUCCCUGGACCACGCCAUGUGGUUCCACAACACUUUCCGCAGUGAUGAAUGGAUGUUGUACGAGUGUGAGAGCCCAUGGGCAGGGGGCAGUAGGGGACUGGUUCAAGGCAGACUGUGGAGAAGAGAUGGCGUGCUGGCUGCCUCGUGUGCACAGGAAGGGGUCCUGAGAGUCAAAGUAGUUCCUGAGCCCAGCAAACUAUAGGCACCUUUCUCACAAGGUUUUAGACGUAUUUGUUGAUUUACAUCAAAGCAGUUUGAUUGUUAUUCCCCAUUUGUUUACAACAUUUUGUGCAGCUACUUUAAUUCCAGACAAAUAUUUUUGUAAAGUAUUUAUUUUGUCGUGUUUAGUAUAACAUAAAAGCAUUAGCUUGGGAAGUUUUCACUUAUAGAAACAUGUUUUAGACAAACACUGUAACUGCUGUAAAAUAUUUCAUCAAUGGCUCCCAGAUUCUAAGAUUUGUCAAUGGUAAAUGGCAUUGCAUUUAUCUUUAUACCACCUUUGAACAGACUUGUGAAUACUGUACAUCACCAUUUUUCUUGUCAACCACAAUUUAACACUACACAAUGCAAACAGUAUUUGUAAUGCAACACUCCUGAUUAAGGGGACGUUUGGCUCUUGUACGGUAACUAUAAAUUCAGAAUGGCAGAAAUGAAAUGGUGUAGAUCAAAUAAGUAGGUUCAAAGGUUCCAUGCAUCAUCAUGCAUGGUGAGCUUUCCUUCUAAUGGGUUGU